This is a messenger RNA of Dracunculus medinensis (Guinea worm), 906 nucleotides long. The record is from the annotation of a GenBank genome assembly. NCBI's taxonomy places the organism in Eukaryota, Metazoa, Nematoda, Chromadorea, Rhabditida, Dracunculidae.
AUGCAAUUUGAUUUUUUGAACGAUAAAUUGCAUUUUCAACGCCGAAAUUUCGUAAAAAUUUUUGCUGCAUUACGAUGGGUACCAAUUAUCUCAAUAUUUGGAGCUCAUAUCGCUGAGCGAAAACGUCUUAUGGAUUUGAAUAAAGAAGGCUAUGUGCAAGUGGCGCUACGAGUAGAUGAUGUACAGCGUUGGUGGGAUGGUGAAAAGGGAAAAAAUGAGUUUCUCGGACUUCAUGUUCAAGCACUUUAUAAAAAUGAGAAUCUUGCAGUGCAUCCACAACCCGACUUAAAGUCCCAAGACUAUAUUUUUCAAUGGAAAUCUGGUAGACUGUUUAAAAGAUCCCUUAAUCGACUUGAUUUGGGAAAAGAUAUUCCAGAGCACAGAUUUCAGAUCAGAUUUUCAGAUAUUCAGAGCACAGAUUUCAUCCAAAAGAAGAAAAGGCCUUUUUCAAAAAUAAAACAACCAAAUGGUUAUUUAAAAAAAAAACAGUUUUUUAAAAUAUAUUUGGAAAAAAAUCUUUCAAUUUCAUUAAAUGAUCGAUGUUGCAAUAUUGCUCUUUUCAAGGAAUUUCGUCGUACCAUGAAUAUAUCGAAUAAACCGUUAAAACAUUUUGGUUUUCUAUCAAUCACAACUACCGAUAAUACUGUAGAACAACAACUAAAAUCGAACAUUAUCAAUCAUGAAAAUUUGAUGCAUCUGGAAUUGACUACUUUUGAUGAGUAUUCGCGUAAAAAACGAAGUUAUCAAGAAGUAUGCACACGAGAAAUGAAUGAACCUUCAUGCUGCUUAUACAGUUUAGUGGUGGAUUUCGAUCAAGCUGGUUGGGAUUUCGUUAUCGCACCAAAGGUUUACGAUGCUCAUAUGUGCAGUGGUGAAUGUCGAUUACAUUAUAAAGCGACGUUAUAA